Chrysoperla carnea is the source of this 1478-nucleotide messenger RNA. RefSeq names its product phospholipid scramblase 2-like. The transcript has 7 exons. Gene Ontology annotation, molecular function: phospholipid scramblase activity. Lineage: Eukaryota; Metazoa; Arthropoda; Insecta; Neuroptera; Chrysopidae. Gene Ontology annotation, biological process: plasma membrane phospholipid scrambling. Bases 75 to 1010 code for a protein of 311 amino acids. Gene Ontology annotation, cellular component: plasma membrane. The record is from RefSeq and is a predicted model, not a curated record.
CCAUACUGUUCAAUAAGAUUUCAUCAAAUUUUGAAAAAAAACGAAAGUGUCUGUGUGCGCUCAAUACCAAAAAAAUGGACGAGGAAUUGUCUAGACAAAUCGAUGAACGUGAAAUUCAAAGUUCACGGGCCGAUCGUGAACGAAUUCGUCAAGCUCUAGCAUCACAAAUAUCGUCUUCAACAGAUUGUGAUGAAAUCUUAGAGAUGGCGUCCUAUAUACCCACAAAUACCCUACUACCAUAUUUAACCACCCAAAGUAGUGGUACUACGGUAGAAUCGUUUCCUGGCACACGACGACCCAUUCCAGUGUCCACAAUUGAAUGGCAAUCAACAAAUCUAACACAAAUGAUCCCAAUGAGUGGAUUGGAUUUUCUGGGUGGCGUGGAGCAAGUUUGUAUUCAACAAACGGUUGAUCUUAAUGAAUUGUUGUCAAAUCAAGAAUCAGAAAAUUUAUAUACCAUAAAAAUACCACAUGGCGAAACGCUUUAUUUGGCAAGUGAAUCCUCGACAUCUUGCCAUCGAACAUUUUUCGGAUCAAACCGUGCAUUUUCGUUACGUGUUUAUGAUCACACAAGACAAGAGGCAUUCCAAUUACGCAGACGUUUGGCGAGUAGUUGUUGCUUAUUUGGUUGUUUCUUACAGAAAGUUGAGGUAUGGAUACCCCCAGGGGAUAUAAUUGGUACAAUCGAACAAAAUUGGUCAAUAACAUCAACUUCCUUUACUGUGGUCAACAGUGUGGGCAACGCUAUCUAUCAUAUUGAGGGACCAACAAAUGUUUGCCCUUGCGUCACAUUGACUGAAAGCAAUUUUAGUGUUUUAAGUUCAGAUCGUCAAUCAAUUGUUGGAAGUAUCAAGCAUCAAUGGGACCAUAUUUUAGUGGGAUAUACAUUAGUUGUCAAUUUUCCGGAACGAAAUUUAAAUGUUAAACAUAAAGCAUUAUUAAUUGGUGCAGCAUUUUUACUGGAAUAUAUGCUUUUCUUACAAACCAGAAAAUGUUCAAUUCGAUGUUGAAAUUUUGUAACAACAUCACACAUUUAUAUCAAAUCAAAUCAACAAAAUAAUUCUGAAAACUAAAUCAUUUAAUUACGUGAAGGACGAUUCUAAAACAUCCGAAUCCACUUAAUCGGCAGUCGUCACUCUCGUAAUUAAAAGAUCUGCAAUCAGUUCAUCAAUACUCAUUCUAAAAAUUAACGACUAACUGGAUUUUUCAUUUUUGGGGCAUAAAUGUACGCAAGCGCGUAUCCAUAGAGAAUCAAUCUGGAAUGGAAUAGGCGGUUUUUUGAUGGAAAACCCAUUUUUAUUUUAGACUUCGUCCCCAACGGAAGUCAUUUGAUCAAAAUUGUACACUUAUUCUUUUUUUGACCAAAUAGAGCCGUGAUUAAAAGAACUGCGUAACAUCCUGCCAAACUAUUCCCCCUUAAAAUAAAUUCAACCCUAUAAUUAUCCAAUGACUAGUCAGUAGGGCCGUAAAUGGUAAAA